UCAUCUUUCUUUUAUUAUUUUGCAGGUUCAGAGGACUGUGAGGUUCUUCAGUAAGCUUAGAGGACUCUAAGUUCUUUAGUAAGUUUAGAGGACUGUAAGGUUCUUCGUCACAUCUUCUCCUUCAGCUUCAGCAAUGACUAUCAAAGACUUCGAUGGCAUCCUCGUCCACAUCGGUGGAUUUGGCCGCUAUCAGAUGGUACUGUUCCUGGUCAACUGUCUGGUAAACACCUUCUUCGCCUUCGUCUACUACGGCCAGAUGUUCAUGACUCUGACGCCACCCCACUGGUGCACUCCACCACCUCACCUUCAGAAGCUCAACCUGACGGAGGAAGAACUCAAGGAGCUCACCAUCCCAAGGGACGCCUCCACUGGCGAAUUUCUACACUGUACGAUGUAUAACGUUGACUUUAACGAGGUGGUGAGGACUAACACCAGCUGGCCCAACGUGUCCUGGCCCACCACCAGCUGCAUACAUGGCUGGAACUAUAACUAUUCUCUCUACUAUCCUACUAUCACCUCUCAGCUGGACUGGGUGUGUGACAAUGACUGGCGACCAGCGUUGUCACAGUCGCUGUUCUUCGUGGGAUCUCUGGUAGCGUCGCCGGUGCUGGGAUGGGCAGCAGACAAGUGGGGUCGUCUGCCGGUCAUUGUCCUCACUAACAUGAUAGGCUGUGUGGCAGGAAUAGCCUCGGCCUUCUGCACCUCAUUCGCCUCCUUCACCGCCUUCAGGUUCAUCGUUGGCAUGACUUAUGAUACUCACUAUAUGGCUACGUAUAUCCUUCUGUUGGAGUACGUAUCCAGUCAGUACCGUACCAUCAUGGCUAAUGUGCCUAUCAUGCUCUUCCUGACAACUGCCAUGUGUGCCAUGCCUUGGAUGGCCAUGGGCAUCGCUAACUGGUCCACCUUCGCUGUGGUCAUCCACGCACCUCAGGCCAUCUCAUUCUUAUUCUUGUGGUUGAUACCAGAGUCAGCCCGCUGGUUGUUGGGUCAAGGCAGAGUGAAGGACACGAUCAAAAUUCUGAAGAAGGCUGCUAAGGUCAACCGAAAGCCUCUCACUCCAGAGGUCAUCCAGGAGUUUGAGGCCUACGGAACGAAGCAAGCAAGGACAGACCACCACAAGACUGCCUCUGUGUUAGACCUACUCAGGAGGCCUAGGCUGAGACUACGCUUCGUAGUACUCUGUAUUAUGUGGAUGGUGAUCACCGUAGCUUACGACGGACACAUGCGGAACACGGAGCACAUCGGCAGUAACGUGUUCACUACCUUCUGUAUCGCCGGCUUCGUGGAGUUGCCGGCAGACUUCCUGACCAUGGUAGCUGUGGAGAAGGUCGGCAGGAGACACACCACGGUGUUUACUCUUGUUGUUAGUGGUCUGGUCAGCUUUGUGGUGGCGGCUUUACCUCCAGGGCACACCAUGACUAUCAUGUGGAUGGCAGUGAUGGGCAGGUUCAUGAUCACCAUGGCCAUCAACGUGGGCAUGCAGUACCCCGUGGAGGUGCUGCCCACGGUGGCCCGGGGGUCGUGCUCCGGGGCCAUCCACACACUGGGCCACGUCUCUGUGUUCGCCUCGCCCUAUAUAGUGUACCUGACCAAGUACGGCCACUAUCUUCCGUACGUGAUCCUGGGUGCGUUGACUGUGGGGGGAGGCCUGGUGUGUCUGGUGCUGCCUGAGACGCUGAAUCAGAACCUGCCAGACACCUUGGAAGACGGUGAGAAGUUCUUCUCCGACCAAAGCUUCUUCUACAACCCCUGCACCAGGAGGAGGUCGAAGGGCACUUUGAGGGAAGAAGAUGACAGUUCCAAAGAAGAUGACAGUCCGAAGGAAGACGAGACUGUAAGAGACGCUGAAGACGGUGAUCCCAGAACAAACGAGAUGUUAUGUUUUACGAAGGCUCCUAAAGAACAAAAUAUUUCACCAUGUCAAGAAAGAUGUCAUACACCAGUGAAUGACGAUAAUUCCCAGGCUCUGACAUCUGAAGACGCCAGACAAACAUAAAUUUGUAUAGACAGUCUACAAGCGUCUAAGGACGCUUCACAUGCACUAAUACUUGAGGCCAGUCCACAAGCACUGACGUCUAAGAACGCUACACCAGCACUAAUGCGUCUCUCUCGCAUUUAAUGGACAGAGGAUCGAGCCUUCACUUAAAUCAUUCCUCUGACAUGCGAAAAGAGCGAACAAAUUUAUGCCUUAAAUAGGCUAAAUUUCAUUCCACUUUUUAUAUGCAUUUAUUCCUUUUUGCGAUGAAUUUACCAGGUAUAUACAUCGAGGAAUGUAUAUACCUUAGUGUAUAUACUGAGGUAUAUACAUCGUUAUUUAUAGGGAACAAAGUAUUCUUGUCAUUUGAGUACAGGUGAUAAGUGGCUUUAAUAACCCUUGUGUAGAAGGUAGACCUUAAUAACCCUCGUGUAGAAGGUAGACCUUAAUAACCCUCAUAUAGAAGGUAGACCUUAAUAACAUUAGUGUAGAAGGUAGACCUUAAUAACCCUUGUGUAGAAGGUAGAAAUUAAUAACCCUCAUAUAGAAGGUAGACCUUAAUAACAUUAGUGUAGAAGGUAGACCUUAAUAACCCUUGUGUAGAAGGUAGACCUUAAUAACCCUCGUGUAGAAGGUAGACCUUAAUAACCCUCAUGUUGAAGGUAGACCUUAAUAACCCUCAUGUAGAAGGUAGACCAUAAUAACCCUCAUGUUGAAGGUAUACCUUAAUAACCCCCAUGUAGAAGGUAGACCUUAAUAACCCUAGUGUAGAAGGUAGACCUUAAUAACCCUAGUGUAGAAGGUAGACCUUAAUAACCCUAGUGUAGAAGGUAGACCUUAAUAACCCUAGUGUAGGAGGUAGACCUUAAUAACCCUAGUGUAGAAGGUAGACAUUAAUAUUACCCUAGUGUAGAAGGAAGACCUUAAUAACCCUAGUGUAGAAGGAAGACCUUAAUAACCCUAGUGUAGGAGGUAGACCUUAAUAACCCUAGUGUAGAAGGAAGACCUUAAUAACCCUAGUGUAGGAGGUAGACCUUAAUAACCCUAGUAUAGAAGGAAGACCUUAAUAACCCUAGUGUAGAAGGUAGACCUUAAUAACCCUAGUGUAGAAGGUAGACCUUAAUAACCCUCAUGUAGAAGGUAGACCUUAAUAACCCUAGUGUAGAAGGUAGACCUUAAUAACCCUUAUGUAGAAGGUAGACCUUAAUAACCCUCAUGUUGAAGGUAGACCAUAAUAACCCUCAUGUAGAAGGUAGACCUUAAUAACCCUCAUGUUGAAGGUAGACCAUAAUAACCCUCAUGUUGAAGGUAGACCUUAAUAACCCUCAUGCAGAAGGUAGACCUCAAUAACCCUCAUGUAGAAGGUAGACCUUAAUAACCCUCAUGUAGAAGGUAGACCUUAAUAACCCUUAUGUAGAAGGUAGACCUUAAUAACCCUCAUGUAGAAGGUAGACCUCAAUAACCCUCAUGUAGAAGGUAGACCUUAAUAACCCUCAUGUAGAAGGUAGACCUCAAUAACCCUCAUGUAGAAGGUAGACCUUAAUAACCCUUAUGUAGAAGGUAGACCUUAA
Cherax quadricarinatus is the source of this 3546-nucleotide messenger RNA. Lineage: Eukaryota; Metazoa; Arthropoda; Malacostraca; Decapoda; Parastacidae. The record is from RefSeq and is a predicted model, not a curated record.